Trichobilharzia szidati is the source of this 559-nucleotide messenger RNA. The record is from the annotation of a GenBank genome assembly. NCBI's taxonomy places the organism in Eukaryota, Metazoa, Platyhelminthes, Trematoda, Strigeidida, Schistosomatidae.
AAAAAAGGCACACAAACAUUUAAUUUUACGGAAAAGAGAAAAAGUAUGAGGAUAUAUAUACAUCUUGUAACAAUUCAACUAUAUGUUGCGUAUCACAUAUUCUGUAUUGCCUCAGUGCGUGUACAAGCUAAAAGUCGGUGUAUAGCGACUAUAAACAAUGAUGGUUCACCACCAUUCAUAUGUGAUAAUGAGAAACUAAUUGUGGAACCACAGCAACUACUUUACGAUGAUGAACAAAAUGAAGUAAUUUUCGAGAUGGCUAAUGAAAAUGAUCUAUUUCAACAGCGGUCAUCAGCACCAUUUUUAGACAAUAAUAGAGCUUUUGUUCAACUGGGAAAAAAAGGAUUUGUUCGUAUUGGCAAACGUGGAUUUGUACGGAUUGGACGUUAAUCUACGUCACAGAAUAAAACAAUGCUUUCAAUUUAGAAAAUAAUGGUCUUAUUAAUUAUUUAAUUAAAUUAAGAUAUACAGUACCGAUAUUGGUCUCACACCUUUGUUGUAAUCUCCAGGCUGCCGAAAUUCCAAAAAAGUAAAGGACUGCGAAAAUAUUUGUUUGAAG